GUGCUUCUGUUGGGCCAGUAUGGCGAGUUCUGGUGCCUCCGGCUCGCUGAAAGAGCUGCUGGCUGAGCAAUUGCCAAAGGACGUACCCAUCACCUUCUAUCACUACUCAACUCCGCCCUCCAAGUCCUCCGCCCUCUUCUCCGCGCCUCCCCAUGGCAAGUCCGAAAAGACGUACUGCGAAUCGCAUACCUUGGCCGCCUCCAUUAUCCCCAAGGACGCUGUAGCCUCAGGUUUGCCUGAAGAAGUUCUUGUACUUGCCAUUGAAAUCUUGAUCUACACUACGAGAAACCUCACAACCAUAUUCGUGUCCAAAGCCGAUUCCACAGGCUACCUCUCCGAGCUACAGUUACCGAGGUCGCAAUCCUCGUCACCCUUGAAAGUUAUAUGCCGUACCUUUGUGUCUUGGCUUGCAAGAGAAAGGCAACGGGAAGGCAAGAAACUGGUCAUAUCUCUGUUUGCAAGAGCGCAGGACCAAUAUCUGUUUCCUGCAAGCAUUGAGAACAAGAACAAGCAUGUGCUGGACGACAGGGGCUUGGUCAAGUGGUGGUGCAAAGUCCUCGAUCCGAUCAUCUGGGAAUACAAGGCUGAAGGGGACCGGAAACCCUUCCCCCAACGCUACCUAGUGAUCCCAGGUUUCGAAGCGUACGAUACUUUGCGAUAUACCCCACCAAGCCCUGCACCAAAUACACCUCGUCGGUGGGCUGCCGCCCAUCCCCUCCUCCAAAUAGCUCCUCAUCCUGCUGCUCCGCCGCGCUGCCUCGUCCCCCAUUUCCCGGACGAUCCAAAAGCUAGAUUUCUUGACGAAUUGGACGAAGAACUCCCAGACCGGGGGACAGAUGCCAUGGUGGCUGAUGGAGGGACACCCUCGAGAAGCAACGGGCAAUGGAAGAGUGUGAAGACGCUUGAUCAGUUCUGGGAGUUUAUGGCAUUCAGACAAGAGUGCUCCUCAGGCCGGAUAGUGGGCUUUAUCUGGGUUGUGAUCACGCCGCCGAAGCCCUCAAUACCUGAAGAAGAUGAGGAUGUACUUUCGCAACAGUCCUUGUCUCAACCGCUCUCGCAGAAUAAACCUCAGAAAAGUAUUCGCACCCCUAAGCGCCCAAAGACGAGUCAGCGGAAGAAAGAGGCCAAACUGAAGUAUGGACCUAUACCCCUCGUUCUACCCAAGAUCAAGUCAAGGUCAUCACACCUGUCGACUUCUUCAAACACGUCCAAAUCUGGUAAAAUACCUCCUGAAACCAGUCCCUAUUGGAAAUGGCCUGCUUCAUCACGUGGAACCAUAUGUUUUUCGCUAAAGAACUACGACCGUGCACAUGAAGUGCUACUGCAACAGACGUUUGCGAACCGUGCAGCAGCAGCACGAAGUACAAAGAAAUGGAAGGAGGAAAUUGCCGUGUUGGGUGGGGUAGAAGACUGGGGCUUUGUAGUCACCGGAAGAAAAGAUUUUACGUCUACAGACACGUCUUCAGGUGCAGCUAGCGGUGUGGCGCCGACUAUAGUCAUGGGUGUGCGGAAGAAGAGAAAGCCCAAUGGGUCAGCAGAGGCAACAAACAUGGCGCAACAGGCGGUGGAGCCAGUGCAGGAAUUAGGGGCUGGCACAGUCCGCAAGAAAGUAAAGACUGACUCAGUCCUGCCGACCGAUGCAAGUGCUGCCAACGGGGUGAAUACCUUGACGGCUGGAUUGGUACGCAAGAAGCCCAAGACGUAGGUUCGACCAUACAUGGAACUGGAUAUGAUACUGGAUGUCGAUUGGCUUCUUGGGUACUUCUAAAAUUGGCCUGUAUUCGUCGUGGCCUGUGAAUUUGCAUAGCGCUGGCGUUUCCUUGGUUGCGCACUCAGAGUUUGAAAUAAUGAGUAGUUAUACGUGUU
Messenger RNA from Bipolaris maydis ATCC 48331, 1866 nucleotides. The record is from RefSeq and is a predicted model, not a curated record. NCBI's taxonomy places the organism in Eukaryota, Fungi, Ascomycota, Dothideomycetes, Pleosporales, Pleosporaceae.